AUGCAGUUUGUUUUUUUACACUCUUUUGGUAUCAUCCCGCUAUGUCGAUCCUUUCACAGAAAGGAUUCUUUACAAUUUGUGCAGAUAGAAAGCUCACUGUUGCAAAUACAAAUGCAGAAGCAGUGCAUACCAAAUCGGUACACGAACUCAGCAAUGGACAUUAACAAAUGCGGAAUAAAUAACAGCUUUAUACUUUUUAAAAAACAAAAAACAAAAAACAAAACAAUUUCCAAAUACAAAAAUGUAGGUAUUCAAAAUGGAUUUCCAUAUACACAUAUAUAUAUAAUUCUGCUGCAAACAGUGGAUCACAAAACAAAAGUGUCCUCAGCAUGUUUCAUUCUUGAAAACCCACAAGGCGAUGCAUCAAUCCAAUUAGAAAGAAGGUGUGCAAAACCACCAACUGUGCUGGCAGAACCCUGA
Pipistrellus nathusii (Nathusius's pipistrelle) is the source of this 420-nucleotide messenger RNA. Lineage: Eukaryota; Metazoa; Chordata; Mammalia; Chiroptera; Vespertilionidae. The record is from the annotation of a GenBank genome assembly.